Molecule: messenger RNA, 1913 nt
Organism: Coprinopsis cinerea okayama7#130
Lineage: Eukaryota; Fungi; Basidiomycota; Agaricomycetes; Agaricales; Psathyrellaceae
Product: KEX1 protein
Exons: 12
Coding region: 1-1857 (618 amino acids)
Biological process (GO): proteolysis; apoptotic process
Cellular component (GO): trans-Golgi network
Molecular function (GO): serine-type carboxypeptidase activity
Source: RefSeq, a predicted model, not a curated record
AUGCUAUCGGCAAUCUGGACAGGGUUCGUAACCCUGUUCUUAUGCAGUUUCGUCCAGGGCGCUCCCGCAGACAAUGUACUCCCUUCAGCAGCCUCAUUCUACGUCCCGUCAAUACCAGGCAUUAUCCCGAAUCCCGAUUACCGACUACAAAUAUACGCCGGACAUCUUCCAGCAGAGUCCAACAAGACGUUGCUAGCGAGUAACGAUGUCACGGCGCACCUAUACUUUGUUAUGGUCAAGAAUAGGCGGGUGGCCGAUAAAGAGCGAGUCGUGUUCUGGUUUAACGGUGGACCUGGUUGCUCGUCGUUUGACGGUUUGAUGAUGGAAGUGGGUCCCUGGCGCUGGGAUGGACAGCCAGAAGGAAAAGAGUCAUUUAUUGUGAAAGAAGGCGGCUGGGAGGAGUAUACCACCAUGGUCUUUGUCGAUCAACCCCCUGGCACUGGGUUCUCCUUCACAUCAACUGACCAGUAUGCUAAAACCAUGAAAGAUGCUCAAUGGCACAUCCUCGAAUUCCUCAGGAACUUUUAUCAAGUAUUCCCAGAAGUCUUGACCAUGGAUACCUACCUGGCCGGUGAAAGUUUCGCAGGACAAUGGAUACCCUACUUUGCCGAUGCUAUUUUGGAAUCUUCCCUACAAAUUCCUCUGCGCGGUAUCGCUAUUGGCAAUGGAUGGAUGGACGCUAGGCGUCAAUACCUCUCUUACCUCGACUACAGCUUGAAGAUGGGUUUGAUAAAGGAUAACUCCGAGGAUUGGAAGGAAGUCAAAGCUGCCCAUGACCGCUGUGAAGCUCAUUUAGAGAAGCUAGAGGGCGACCCCAUACAUAUUCGCGAGUGCGGUAGUAUCAUCAUGAAGGUCAUCAACCAGAAACGGCCAGAUAAUGAAAAGGGCGAAAAGAUGUGUCUGAACAUGUAUGACGUCCGAUUCACAGAUACCAGCCCUGCGUGUGGUUUGAACUGGCCUCCUGAAAUGCACGCUAUUACCCACUUCCUCGGGCGCAAAGACGUCGUUAGAGCUCUGCAUGCUGAAAGACACCCAGGCUCAUGGGUCGAGUGUCGGAGACCCGUUCAUCGCGCGUUCAAAGAUGGGGAGGAAGAGUCUUCCAUUACUGUUCUCCCCCGCGUCUUGUCGAAGAUUCCUGUUUUGAUCUUUGCUGGAGAUCAAGACUUGAUUUGCAACUAUGUUGGGCUGGAGAAUAUGAUCAAGAGUUUGACCUGGAAUGGCGAGACUGGUCUUGGGACGGUCGAAACACAAUCCUGGAGCGUCAACUCGACGGCAACCGGAACGUGGGUUGAAUCUCGAAACUUGACCUACGUCAAAAUUUUCAACGCUUCGCAUAUGGCACCGUUCGACCUUCCCCACGUUACACACGACAUGAUGCUUCGCUUCAUGGGCGUCAACUUCUCCUCUAUCGUAGGAGGCUCCGCCAUGAUCCCCAGCAGCCUUGGUGACGCUGCCAAACCUGUCUUUGUCGGGGGCCACCUACCUCAACCCUCCACGCCUGCUCUCCCCGCUGGUAAAACACCUGAACAAGACAAGGCGAUGUGGGAAGCCUACUAUAACGCUGGAUCCGCUGCCCUCGUUCUCGUGCUGAUCAUGUUGGUGAUCGGUUUGUUCAUUUGGUAUAGGAGGAGGAAGAGUCGGCUGCAGCUGCCUUCGAAUCAGAGCGGAGAGUUGGCCGAGGAGAGUAUACCUCUCAGGUCGGAGAUGGAGGAUAGAGGCGGGAAUGGCGUGUCGAAUGGCGGGGCGUGGAAGGGUAAGGCAAGAGCUUCUGAGCCGGUGUUCGAGGUUGGAGACAGCGACGAAGACGAGCCAUCGCCGUACAGGAAGCCUGACGGUGGUGGCGAUAGGAAUGUAUGAUACUAGAUUCCUGCUUUUGGUUACAUGUAUCUGUUAUUUAUGGGUUAUUGGGACAC